Molecule: messenger RNA, 1740 nt
Organism: Seriola dumerili (greater amberjack)
Lineage: Eukaryota; Metazoa; Chordata; Actinopteri; Carangiformes; Carangidae
Exons: 8
Coding region: 506-1462 (318 amino acids)
Biological process (GO): interleukin-15-mediated signaling pathway; positive regulation of ERK1 and ERK2 cascade; T cell activation
Cellular component (GO): external side of plasma membrane; membrane raft
Molecular function (GO): protein tyrosine kinase binding; MHC class II protein binding
Source: RefSeq, a predicted model, not a curated record
UAUUGUACUUACAGAUGAUGAACUGAAGCUUUUCAGUUGCUGUAGAAUUUGCUCUUCAUCUGGGCAAAAAAACACAGCAAAUAUAGAAGCAAACACCGGGCCAAACCAGAACCAAAACAGCGGUAGAUAUUAGACUUUGUGAUAAGUGCUGGCACAUUGAAGCUGCUGCAAUCGCACCAUGUUGCUCCAUGAACGAUGAGUUCAUCAUCUUUAGCUUCCUCAGUCCUCUUCUUCUUCUUUUCAUGUGAUCGAACAUUCACAGCAAAGUCAGACGCUAAGUUGUGAAAACAUCUGGAUUCUUCAUAAUUUGAUAUCUACAAGAAUUCAGAGGUGAAAAGAUUAUAGUCUGUGAAGACAUGAAUGAAUCGACUGAAAGAUGGAAAAAAGGACUCAAGUCGUUGUAAGGAAGUGACACUUCACUAAAACAGGGAAGUGAACGCCUCCUAAAGAAGCCUCAGCUCAUUUGUUCUCUCAGUCGAAGGUGUGAGAAGGAGACAGGAGCACGAUGGUUGAACUCAAAUGGACUAAAUGGAUUAAAAUGUCUUUGUUUGUGAUGCUGGGGCUUCAGUUCACAGCAGCUGUCACAGGACAAGGUUCCUUCCUCUUUUUCAGAGAUGGAGAUGAAGCCACUCUGCCUUGUAAAAAUGUCAGAGAUGAUCAGGAUAAAUGUGACAGUACUUACUGGACCUUCAGUCAUUCAUUAGACUCAUCUGUAAACCUGGUUGUAUGGGGUCAGUUUGGUAAAGAUGCUCAGACUAAAUCAGACAGACUGAGUCUGACAGAGAACUGUUCUCUGGUUCUGAAGAAGGUCUCAGCUGAGGAUGCUGGUCGUUACGGCUGCAGACAGUUUGACAAGUCAGGACGACAACAAGCUCCAGACUCUGUGGUUGAUCUGUCUGUUGUUUCCAUGACUGAACAUGAGGACAGUGAUAUGGUCAUCAUGUACUGUUAUGUGUUCACAUUUGGACCGUGUGGAUACCCAGUGCAGUGGCUGUAUGAGGGUAUUAAGGAUGAUUCCACCAACAUAGAGUCAACACCUCGUACCUGCUCAGCCCGUGUGUCAUUUAACACUGCUCAUCUUCAUCACAAGUCAAAGUAUCAGGAGUCAUUCAAGUGUGAAGUGACAGAUAUAAACAGCAAGAAACGGCUGCGGUUUACCUUCAUCCCUCAGUCCUCAGGAGAGAAAACAGCUGCUACAGAUUGUUCUGCUCUGACCUUCAUCAUGUUGCUGAUGCGUGUGGCUGAACUCCUCCUCAUCACUGUGAUCACUGUUCUCCUCGUCAGAGCUCGAGGGAACCAGAGAGCACCUGAAUGCAACACUGUCUCAGACUCAGUGAGAAGCACAACAGUGAUGCGUUCAGGUGCAGCAGCCAGUCAGGUACACGGUGAUGAAGAUGAAGAUGAAGGUAGAGUGAGCUAUGAAAACUUUGGAGAACCUUCUUCCUCUGUCAGAAUCCGCUGAUCAACAAGCUGGAAGCUUUUCUCCUCUGCAGCCAGUUCAGUUCACAGCAGCUGGAUUCAACCUUCAUCAAACACCUUCACAGCUUCAGACCUGUCAGAUAUUAGAUGGUGCAGAUUGUUGUUGAAGCUCAGUUUCAUCUCUCAGUGUACGGAGGUACUUCUUUGAACUCUCUCUCUUUUAGCAGUGUUGUUGCCACGUCUUUGUUGGGAUAUAUACGUGUCUGUCUGUAAGUGAUGAUGAUAUAAUCUACAAAUGAAGAAAUCUUUAACAAUCAACUG